This is a messenger RNA of Anguilla rostrata (American eel), 4316 nucleotides long. RefSeq names its product ras association domain-containing protein 2-like. Gene Ontology annotation, biological process: positive regulation of JNK cascade; positive regulation of protein kinase activity; regulation of non-canonical NF-kappaB signal transduction. Gene Ontology annotation, cellular component: nucleus; cytoplasm. The record is from RefSeq and is a predicted model, not a curated record. Lineage: Eukaryota; Metazoa; Chordata; Actinopteri; Anguilliformes; Anguillidae. The coding region runs from base 1735 to 2694 and encodes 319 amino acids. The transcript is spliced from 10 exons.
AGCGUAUAGCUGGGAGGGAUGGGGCAGGGGGCAGGGUAAUGCCAAAUCCACGAGACAUUCCAGUUUUUUUCGGUUUUUGGUUUUCGGUGUUUUUGGUGACGUUUCCCCCUCCAUCAUCGUUGUUACUGUGGGGGCCACAGUUUAAUGUGGGACAGUUCCAUUUUGUGCCAGUAGAGGGCGCGGCUGCUUCAUCCCAGUCACUCCCCAGGUCGUAUAUAUAUAUCUUUCAGAGUAUCACGGUUCUAGUUUAGGCUUUUUGUGCUUUUUUUUUAUAUUUUUGAUUUUUUUUUAAAGGCACGCACCUCACCAACCCUCACACUACAUUUCUCACAGCGAACCGUUAGCGCGGUCGAGCCCAAACUCACACGGCUCGAGGCGGACGGGCUCGAAGGAACGUUUGUUUUCAAAGACUCUGAAGGUCAAGUGAGAGUUGUUUCCGAAAACACGGAACCCAGGGGCACCCUUGGGAAGAGUUUUUUGGGGCACGUGCCGGGUGUUGAUUUCCCAGUAUCACGAGGGCCAGCUUGGGAGAGAACACUUUCCCUGGGGCUUGUUUUCAAGCACUUCCCGUCGCCAGGACACGUUAAAGGUUUAAAUCCAAUCUCCAAACGGCUAUAAACGCUUACCUAGCUCAGAGCACAGCCCCCCGGCGGUAGCGCCUUCAAGAAACACCGGGAAACCUUUUUAUUUUAUUUAUUUUUUAUUGUUUAAAGUGCAGAACUGCCUGCACGUCCCCCCCGUCCCGAAGCUGUGCUGCGACUGCGUCCCGACUGUGGCUCCAGACCGAACGCAGGCCCAGCCCAGACCAAGCCCGCAGAGGUCCAGAGCAGGCACGGAGCUUAAAAAGUCUGCUUCUGGGAAAAGAGUGCGAGGGGUUCUGAAGACUGAUUCUGAGAGCUCUCCGCUCACCGGAGAGAGGAAGCAAGCUGCCCCUGGAUCGGGGUCUGGACCGCAGAUGUUUUAGCAGAAGACAGACACGCGUGCGCACACGUGCGUGCGCACACACAGAUGCACACACGCUCACACACACACACACACUCACACACUGAAACGUAUCCUGAAUGCAUGCCAGUGGCAAGGAUAUGCUGAUGCAAGUGGCUUCUGCAAAUGCAAUGCAGUGUUUUUGUCGUAUUUGUUUCUGCGCUACUUUUUGCCACGGGUGGGUGCACAGAAACGUACCCCUUCAGCAGUGCAUGCAUCCUCUUACACCAGUGGUCUCCAACCCUGGUCCUGGAGAGCUAGGGUCUGCUGGUUUUUGUUUUCACCUUAAAAUCAGCACCCAAUUGAGACCCAAGACACCAGGUGAGUUGAGUUAACUGUGUAGUCAACUGCUCUUAAUUGAUUCAUGAAGUGCAGAGUCACUAUGAAAACCAGCAGACCCGGUAGCUCUCCGGGACCAGGGUUGGAGACCACUGCUCUACACACUCUCCUGAAAAUGACACCUCCACAAGUGCCCUGUCGCUUGUUGGCCUGAGUGUACACACCCAAAUCAAGCUUACACUCCGGGUCACCAGACCCUGAAGCAGAAGUGAGAGUUGAUGCGAUGUUCCUCAGCCACCAGGCUUUUGAGACUGCGUGUAAAUUUUACACUGUUGCUUAUUUGUAGUAAACGGGCAUUAUUCUACCUACGCAGCACCUCGUAAGAUCUUACAGGGGUCUGUGUGCUCAUUUGGGCCGUUUAUGUUCUUUAAAACAGUGUUGAAGCCCCGCCCAUGCUGCUUCCGCUGAGCGAGGAUGGCUGACGGACAGGACUCCGUUCAGAUCGGGGAGGACAGAUUCGUCAGCAAGAGCGUUCUGCUGUCACACCUGAAAACCUACAACCUGUACUAUGAGGGACAGGCGCUCCAGCUCCGACACAGGGAGGAGGAGGACGAGCUGAUCGUGGAGGGGCUGCUCAACAUCUCCUGGGGCCUGCGACGACCAAUCAGGCUUCAGAUGCAGGACGACAAGGAGCGAAUCAGACCGCCUCCCGCCUCCACAUCCUGGCACUCGGGCUGCAAUCUGGAGGCUCAGAGUAAAGAGGGUUCCCAGCAAGCCCCGCCUUCUGUCGAGGUGACAGAGCCAGAGGGCCAAUCGAACAACAGCGCUGUGAAGAAGGAAGCAGAGACAGGAGAGGAAGAGUCCCCACAGCUCCUGAGGACUAAAAGUGACGCGGGGGUGUGGAGGCGGGGCCCCCGGCGAUCGCCUAGCGACCAGCGGCGAAUCAGACGCCAUCGAUUCUCCAUCAACGGCCACUACUACAACCACAAGACAGCAGUGUUCACCCCUGCGUACGGCACUCUGACGAACGUCCGUAUCAACAGCUGUAUGACGACCCCUCAGGUCCUGCGCGUGCUGCUCAGCAAAUUUAAGAUCGAGAACAGCCCGGACGACUUCGCCUUGUACCUCGUGCACACCAGUGGCGAGCGAGCGAAGCUGAAACGCAGCGAUCAUCCCCUGGCGAUCCGUGUGCUCCAGGGCCCGUGCGAGCAGGUCUGCAAGGUCUUCCUCAUGGAGGAGGACUUGGGAGAGGAGGUCACCUACGACGUGGCGCAGUACAUCAAGUUUGAGAUGCCGGUGUUGCGGAGUUUCAUCACCAAACUGAAGGAGGAGGAGGACAGGGAGGUACAGAAGCUCAGAAAACGGUACAAAUUAUUUCGCUGUAUCAUUGAGAAGCAGUUGCAAUCUCUGACCGAGCGGUCCACCUAUGUGUGACCCCGCCAUACUGCAGGAACCCCAAGAAAACUCUGCCUUAACUGGGUUUCUCACCCUCCUUCCAUCCUUCCACCUGGUUCCUCUUACCUUCUAUCCCUUCUUCAUACAGUCUCUCCUUCUCCUUUUUUUCGCUCUGUUUUAAACUCACCUGGUACAGGUGAGAAGCAGUGGCAGUACUGGUGCAGAGCAAUAAUGCCCGUUAUGACACCAAUGUCAGAAAAGAAAGACGUUUCCUAUAGCACUUUUUUCCCAUGGGACUUUGCAAAUAUAUAUACGGUGACUAACCCAGCCAAUCAGACUGUCCUCCUGCAGGAGGGCAAAAGCACAUUCCCCUGAGCUGAUUCUGCCUAGCUCAAACUGCCUCUCUGUCAGGUCAGGGCAGGAUUAGGUCCACUCGCGUCACCACUGAGCUGCUUCUACGUAUUUCCGCUACGGAACAGGCUCUCUCAAUGUUUACACUUUGGAAGAGGCUUUUCAGAGGUGUUACGCUGUAAAGCAGGCUCACUUAACUGCCGCACUGCUGGAACAGGCUUUUCUGAGCACUUACACUGAGGACAGGCCUGCUGACCUCAGCCGCGGCUUGGCUCGCUUUCCAGUAACCUCUCAGCUCUGUGGUCCUCGCUGGCCAAGGGGGACAGGUGUGCUGUCCAUCUAGGACUGUCCUGUGACGGACAGGACAUGGUGCCCAAUCAGGAGGUUCUCGUUCCGCACUCAGUUUGGACACCCCCCUGACCCCAGGCUCUUCCAGCGAAUGCAGGCCGGACCAAUUCUUCCCAUUCCAAAGCACAUGACCCUCCACUCCAUCUCUGAACCCCAAGCCUGGCCUUUUUAUUCCAUACAGAAUAUGAGCAAUCCAUUAUUCAUGUUUCUGUAUGAGGUUUUUUCCCAAAUAUGUUUUUGGGGGUGGGGGGUUCGUUUUCUGACAGAAUCCAGCCAAGCACAUUACCUUAUGAUGGCACAAAAUAAAAACACUGCUAUUGCAAAGAUGGCUCCACAAAGAUGAUUAUAGAGACAGUUGGAUUUAGUGCAAUGUUUAAAGCAGGGAUCUUUCACCCUGAUUCUGGGUCUGUUGGUGUACUUUAGCAAUUAAAGAGGCCUCGUGGGUCUAAAUUGGGUGCUGAUUUUUUUAGGCAAAAACAAACGCAGGAAACCCCACAACUCUCCAGGAUCAGCAUUGAGGACCCCUGUUUUUAAAGAUUACGUUUGUGUGUGUGUGUGUGUGUGUGUGUACUGUAUGUGUGCACACACUCCCGCCCACACGUAUGUUUAUUUUGAUUGCAGAAACUGAUCAAGUUCAGUUGAAAAGCAUUUUGUGGAUAUUGUGUAACCAGCUAUACAAAGAGAUCUGUGGAGCUGAUGGCCAAAAUAAUAGAUGUUCUAUUGUGUUUGCGCAUGUUUGCGUCUUCUUGUGUUGUUCGUGUAGUUUAUUACGGACUGUUAUUUCUGUUUAUUUUUAUUUUGUAUCUCAUGAAUAUUUGUGUACGUUGGUGUGUUUUUUAAUACCGAGAAGACCUUUUAUUUCUUCCAUGUUAAGGACAAUGCCUUAAAUAUGAAUGCUUUUGAUCUGUCGGAUGAUACGUUGAUUAUUUAAAAUGUAAUAAAUAUGUGUGCCUGGCAGAGUC